This is a messenger RNA of Aspergillus pseudonomiae, 947 nucleotides long. RefSeq lists its product as uncharacterized. Bases 291 to 794 code for a protein of 167 amino acids. The record is from RefSeq and is a predicted model, not a curated record. The transcript has a single exon. NCBI's taxonomy places the organism in Eukaryota, Fungi, Ascomycota, Eurotiomycetes, Eurotiales, Aspergillaceae.
GACAAUACUGGGCGCUUGUAGCUGCGAAGAUAGGAGGCGUUUAAAGUCGGGAUGAUUACUACCGAGGUAGACUCCUCCGCUAACGGAUGGCGGAGUGCAGAUGACUCGGGACCGGUGGAGUAGGAGAUGAGGGGGUCAAUAGCGAAUGAGCAAGACAAAAGGUGCAAAACCUGAUAUCUAGAGCGAAAAUAUUCAGUAACCCAUGUGGGAUGAACUUCGAUUUCCCCAGAUAUAUACUAGAAAGGUCGAUGCAAAGGGCCGCACGCGAAGAAAGUGGAGGAGCUUGGUGAAUGACUCUUGUGGUCGUUGCGGAGACUCUCUUUCCCGGGGAGUCACGUGUGGGGGGGAUUCCGUGCUUGGCCGAGGAACAACGAAUAUCAUCCGAUCAGGCAAUCAACCAAACCAACCGUCAGUCACAACCUGAUUCACCUUUUAACAAUGGUCCUUUCUGCUACCAAAGACAAUGGAUAUUUUCCUUUGCUUUGGGUGUUGCAGCAAGUAGACAGGAAACAAAGUGGCGGAACAAUGGUGGUGUUUUGAAGCGGGAUCAACCCCAGAUCGGACUCCGUGAUGCUUAUCGUCCAACUGGAAUUGCCGAUGAGAAUGUGAAAAUUGGUCCGGGUUUUUCCCCUUCGCCCGAAAAUCAUUCGACUUCUCCCCACGGAUGCUCCGAUAGGUCUGGAUCUUCCAAUGGAGACACGAAAAAGCACCAUAUAAUCGAAUCCCCUCUAGUUCUGACAAGUCUUCGUCAGGCUGAAGGACGAAGGCUUUUAGGUUUCUCCCACCCGCGGUAGGGUUCCUCCAUCCGCGGUUCCCCCACGGUCCAAUCCCAGACCAUAUCAAGCUCUUGGAUUAUGCCCAAACCGAACGACAGAUGCCUUGAUUGAGUCUCCCCAUGUUCUUUAGUUGCAUUGUGUGUUCCGGUAGUCGAAUGUGUUGUCCUUUGG